ACACCCAUCUAACUCAUCGAGCGUAUUCACACUGUCGCAUUGUUGACGUUGACUGUGGAUAUUUGAUAUACAGAUAUUCCGAGUCAACGUUGUGAUGAGUUUUGGUUUUUUGCUAAGGGAGAAGAAAUUAUUGAGUUUUUUCGCACUUCCAGUGAAUUCACGGUAAUCAAUGUCUGCACUUGUCUGUCAUUGAGGGACGCAGCCACAGAGCAUUGUAUGGACAGCAACAAGCUGAUAAUGAUAAUUGAAUUAUUGCCAGUGAACAUUACGCAACCCACGGUUGUUGGUUGGUGGCGUCGGCCAAGUGUAGACCGCAGGACGCAGUGAAUAGUUGACGCUGGUCGUCACCUCACGCCUCGACUGGGUACUGUUGGAACAUAUUUUUUUUUUCUUUCACUUAUCUGUUCGACUUGAAAUCUGUGAACUUUCAAGUUAUUUUUCAAUCGUUCUACGGCUGUAUAAUUGGCAAAAAGAAAACAUCAAAAUGAAUCGGGUAAUGAAACUAUUCAAGAGCAAAGAGACCCGCGACUAUUUUAUGAGCACCCAUUUCUGGGGGCCCAUUGCCAAUUGGCUUAUUCCAAUCGCUGCUAUCGCUGAUAUUCAGAGAGAUCCGAAAAUUAUAAGUGGCAAAAUGACACUGGCGUUAUGUUUGUAUUCUGCAAUGUUUAUGAGAUUUGCGAUCAAGGUCCAGCCACGUAACAUGCUCCUGUUUGCCUGUCACUUUGUCAACGAAGGUGCCCAACUCACACAGGGAGCUCGUUUUAUAAACUAUCAUUACAGAGAGAAGAAGAAAGAAGAAUAACUUGAUUGGAUCAAGAGUAACACAACAACUUGGAAUAUGCUCGGUUGCCAAGUGAAUCAUCAUAUGCAUGGCAUACAUAAUGUAAAAUGGUAGAUUCUCCACAAUUUCUUGCCAUUCGGGUUCCGAAGACAAAACUUUCACAGUAAUUAUGAAAUCACAGGCUCUAUUUAUAUUUCAAUCAGGCUAAUUUUGCUGCAUCAUGCUCAUACCUGACGCUGCUACAUCCGGGUGUCGUAAAAAAAAAGCAUUGAUAAACAGUGGCUCAACAGAGAAAUUAGUGUACAAGAAAUCAGGGCGAAUCUAUUGUAUCUGUUUUUCUUGAAUAAGAAAAGCCUUUACAGUACCGUAUCAACUUAAAAUCUCACGUCAGAUAUUUUUAAAUAUUUCCAAAUCGGAGAGAAUUCGAUUUUUACGUUGCUAAAUAGUUUUUCUAUGCGUCACAAUUCCUUUGACUUUACCAUGCAUACCUCAACAUCUUUUCUCCAAAUAAUUCAUUCCUUCAACAGUAGUGAUGCUCCAGAGGUUUUUUUUUACAGUCACUAUUAAAGCUUCUGAAAAGAAAUGACCACAAUUAUAAAUCUAUUUUUGUGAUAGCAGUGUAGAGGCAAGUUAUAGAAGCUUUGAAAAAAUCUGGUGGUGAGGUAUUUCUCUGUGCUCCACAAAUACAGUUUUAAAGUUUGUAAAGUGUUCAAUUCCCGUGUUUAGACCAGCCAAAGUGUAAUGGUAGUAAAAUUUAGCAAGUUCUGCUCAGGAAUAAAAAUUUUAUGUACGAAACAGUAAACAAACGCUUCCUGUUACAUCGAUCUCAACAGCGCAAUUAUUUCCCACAAAAAUAUUGUUUCAAUUUUUGGUUCCAAAUUACUUCCAAAUUACUUCCUGAGAUCUGUAGAAAUUGAAAAACUACUUAGCACAGAACUCUAACUCUGAGGCCCACCUAUGUGCAAAAUUUGGAAAACCUUUCAACCUGACCGAUUUUCCUGACAUGGAAUAGCCCGUAGGUACAUCUACAGAUGUGGUUUCUGACUGAUUCAAGACGAUUGGUAUAGUCUGCUACGAUUCUUUUAUGGCCUUGAAUCGAUCAAAAUCCACCUCUGUCAGUUUACAGUUUAUUCCAUUUAGGCACAGCUUAUAGGUCAGUCAUUGAAGUCAAUUUACUUAUAAUUUUCAAUAAUCUCAACUGUGAAUUCGCUUCUGAUAUUUAUACAUCAAUCUUUAUAACAUAGUUCUACACCUGAACCGAAUAGACAAACUGUAUAUAUGCAUAUAGUAAGUAGUGCGCUAUUGGGAGCACACAAUUUGUAGAUAUGACUGGAUGUAAAUCAUAAUCUGAAAUUCUUACAGGAUAUACCAAUGUAAAUAUUGAUGGGGCAGAUGCAAUCAUGUAAUUCAGAGUAAGUCAAAGAAAUAUAUGAAGAAAUUGUACAGUUCAACGGAGGGUACUGCUAUCAUUGCAAUUCAGUUUGCACGUUUCUGAUUAUCUGUCAGUACAAAAUACUGUCAUCACACUAAUAGCUUUUAGCAUAUACUGAUAAAAAUAAAUUGGUAUCAUUGUAGAGUGAAUACAAUAAUGACAAUAGAGAAAAGUAUGCUAUACUCCUGUACGAAUCUCACUGUGUAAAAUUUUGGGGUUUAAAAUACGAAAAUGAUUUUUCACUGCCAGUGGGAAUACAACUUUCAGCACUUUAGUCUAACAAUCGCUUUAAAAAAAAACCAUGUGCUCCAAAGUAUUCAGUGUGGCAAGUAUUUUUAAAGCCCAUAAAUAGCAAGUCAAUUGGCUUGAUGUUUCGUAAAUUACAUGAGGUUUUCUCCUUAAAAAUUAUCUGAGGCGUUUGAUCUGAUUUGCAGUAAUGUGCAGAACAGUUUUGUUAUGCAAGAAUAUUGUGAAUGUUGAUAAAGACACAAGGUACGAAUAUCCAUUACCAGUUGGGGCUGCAGUAAAAAAAAAAAAAGGGGGGGGGGAAGCCAAAUACUAUGAAUUCCCUUUAUAUCUGCGGUGCUCACCCGAACCUCAAUAUUUUUUUUUAAUGAAGAGUUUUAUACCUAGAACCCCGAAUAAAAUUGAUGAAUAUUGAA
This is a messenger RNA of Neodiprion virginianus, 2875 nucleotides long. It is a transcript of the gene Mpc1, whose product is annotated as mitochondrial pyruvate carrier 1. Bases 485 to 802 code for a protein of 105 amino acids. The record is from RefSeq and is a predicted model, not a curated record. Lineage: Eukaryota; Metazoa; Arthropoda; Insecta; Hymenoptera; Diprionidae. Gene Ontology annotation, biological process: pyruvate import into mitochondria. The transcript has 3 exons. Gene Ontology annotation, cellular component: mitochondrial inner membrane.